AUGCCCAAAACAUCACCACCACCACCAAUGACGCCGUAUCUCACGGUACUCCUCCUAUUCACCACCAUCUCCGCCACCGCCGCCGCAACCGAAUACAAAAACCACACCGUAGGCGGCAAAUCCGGAUGGUUCUUCAACUCCACAACCAACACCCCCGCCACAAACUACUCCUCUUGGGCUUCCACUCAAAUUUUCAACCUUGGCGAUUAUCUCAUUUUCAACACGAAUUCAAACCAGAGCGUGAUUCUCACCUACAACAACACCGUAUAUUUGAACUGCACCGCCGAUGAUUCCGACAACGGAACAUUCAUAUACAGCAGUGGAACUUUCAACCAGACGUUGACUAUUCCCGUUCCGUUGACUAUUGUGGGACUCAACUACUUCUUCUCCGACACUAGCGACGGUGUUCAGUGUCAGCACGGCUUGGCGUUUGAGAUCCAGGUUCAGCGUGGAAUUGGCUUGCCGCCGAGUCUUAAUCAGCCUCCUCCUCCGCCGUAUAAAGAGCCGCCUGGUCCUGAUAGUGCUGAAUCUCCGACGGUUACGAUAGUGGAAGAGCCGAAAAAUGGCGCGUUAGUGAAACGCGCUGACGUGCGCGUGGUGGUUUAUGGGUUAUGUGUAGUGAUGGUGUUGUUGCAAUUUUUGUGA
Vicia faba (fava bean) is the source of this 645-nucleotide messenger RNA. NCBI's taxonomy places the organism in Eukaryota, Viridiplantae, Streptophyta, Magnoliopsida, Fabales, Fabaceae. The record is from the annotation of a GenBank genome assembly.